CACUAUGACAGAAAGAGGGAGUGUGUGAACAGGUGAAGCGGUAGAGUUGGUGUAAACGGAGCUGAAGAAAACAAGAUCCGAUAUUUGCUGGAGAACUUGAACUUCUGGUUAUCAUUGAAAGAUUAUCAAACUGGGUUUCCCCACAUCCAAUCGGUAACACAAGAAUGGCUUCAAAGGAGGGAGUGGGUGAAGCCGAAGAGUUCGUGUACAGAAUCAGCACGGCGAAGGAGUGGGAAGAGUUGCAAAAGACUGGGUCUAUCUUCGGUGGAGAACUUGACAAGUCUUCUCGUUUCAUCCAUCUCAGCAGUCUCCAUCAGGUACAUCCAACAUUACAGAAUUUUUUCUUGAACAACAAGGGGGAUUUGUACUUGCUUCAAAUCGAGGCUAAGAAGCUUGGUGACGGAUUAGUAUAUGAAAUUGUGGAUGGUUCCAAUAGCUUUCCCCAUUUCUAUGGCCCAUCUGGAAGUUUUAGUCCUCUUCCCUUAUCAGCGGUCACGAAAGCAGAGAAGCUGUCUCUAUCUGGUGGCCAGUUCAAAUGUAGUUUGCUAGAUUAAGCAGUUAUGUUAAGUUGCUUUGAUUUCUUCACAUCCCUUUUGUAUUGUGGGCAGAAAGAGAGAGAGAGAUUCAUGUUGGAAUUGUUAUUAUUACUGUGCUAAGAUAUGGAAUAGGUGGUAAGACUUCAUAGUAGUAGUUGGAUCUGGUUGAUAUGCAUAAUAACAUACGUAAUAUUCUAUUGUGGGACUCAAAGUUCCACUGUUGUGCCA
Alnus glutinosa is the source of this 764-nucleotide messenger RNA. RefSeq lists its product as uncharacterized. The record is from RefSeq and is a predicted model, not a curated record. The coding region runs from base 165 to 554 and encodes 129 amino acids. The transcript has 3 exons. Lineage: Eukaryota; Viridiplantae; Streptophyta; Magnoliopsida; Fagales; Betulaceae.